Molecule: messenger RNA, 882 nt
Organism: Aspergillus vadensis CBS 113365
Lineage: Eukaryota; Fungi; Ascomycota; Eurotiomycetes; Eurotiales; Aspergillaceae
Exons: 3
Coding region: 1-882 (293 amino acids)
Source: RefSeq, a predicted model, not a curated record
AUGUGGCCAAAAAGCAAAUACACCGUGGUGGCUCUUCUCGCCGCACCGGCAGCAGCCGUCACACCGAUAUCCAACGAUGAAAUGAAAAACUUCCUCAGUCAAGGUGCUGUCGAGCUCGCUACACGCUAUGCGCCUCUCUGGUUCUUCGGCCAAGCAGUGGACCAACCACCCUGUUAUCCGACAUGGGCUUUCGGCGGCUCACCCAAUUCGUCGGACAUCUACGACGCGGCUCACAAAACACCCGCUGCACCGCAGUGUGAGUAUCCUGACGUUGGCUGUGGAUGUCGCAAACCUGGAGUAGCAACAGGGAAUCCUGGUCCUGCAUUUCCCAUCUACUACACGUUCAAGCAAUGCAAUGAGACCGAUGUCCGGGUGGUGUAUAACCUGUUCUAUGAGAAGGACGGGGCCGAGGUGCUGGACCUGAUUGACACUGGCCAUGACUAUGACUGGGAACGAGUCGUCAUCAUCCAUUCACGAAAUGCGAACAACACCUGGCAACCCUCUCGCGCACUCCUGUCGGCCCAUAGCGGCUACCAUAACCUGGCCUGGGGCAGCAUCCAUAGCACUCUGACCACAGAGCAAAUCAACGCUGGAGACGCUCGACAGCCCGAUGGUGUCAAGAAUAAUGACCAUCCAAAGGUGUAUGUGUCGUGGUCGAAGCAUGCACAUUUCGAUACCGUCUUGACUACCUGGGUAGAUCCGCUGAGCCAGUCACUCGAUAAUGCAUUUCGCAGCAAUGACUGGUGGCAUUUUGUCGACCAGAAGUACUAUAUACGGUCGGAUAACUCGACCGCAGCUGGAAUAGCAUUCAACAGUACGGACUGGGGGUCAGCGACAAGUAACCCGCCAUAUGUACAGGAGAGUGUAUGCUCUGCGCCAUAA